AUGGCAUACCGUCAGCUUCAGAGGACGAUCUCAUCUGACCCGUCAGACCCAGAUGAAGACGAGACCAAAGAACCCCAAAUUCCCGAAGUCAGCCAGGUCGGCAAGCUUGCCGAGUUCUUCUACCUGAGUCUGACGCGCCUCCAAGUCCUUUUCCUCUCAGCUCCUCUAGUACGAGUCCUGAGGGACAAACAAUCCUCAUCCUCUUCAUCAUGGUCGGGUCACAUGUUCGGUCCCCUCUCGGCCCAAGGCCUCUUCAACUCUCACUAUAUCGAGCCUAUGUUCCUCUGGUGGGGAAUGAAUACCCGCAUCCUCCUUGGCCCAUCCAUUGGCCGCGUCUCCGUCCUGGACUCGUAUGGCAGGACCAUGAAGAGCUGUAUCAACGGGGCCUCGCACAACUACGCAGGCUCCUACCUCGUCAACGAAAUAUCCGAGGCCAUUCACAGUCUCUGUCUGGACAACCUCCCAGUGACGCUCCGCUCGGGACCGAUGUACGACACGGUUCGUGCAGAGCUCGCCACCUUCUGGUCGGCCGACUUUUGCAUCCCGACGACAACGGGCUACGGAUCAAACUACCUGGCCCUGCCGAGGCUCCUCGCCCUGCUCCGUGAGCGCGGCGGCACUGUUGCCGUCUUUUGCGAUAGUCAUUGCCACAACUCAAUCUUCACGGGCGUCUACCUCGCCAUCGGCCGGCUGGGUGGUGUGACCCUUCGUAGGUUCCCGCACAACGAUGCCUCACUGCUCGAGGACAUGCUUCGUGAGAGCAAAGCCUCGGUCAAGCUGGUCGUGGUCGAGGGCCUCUACAGCAUGGAGGGAGACGUGCCACCACUGCCGGCGCUCGCCAGACUCAAGGAGGCGUACGGCUUCGUCCUGUACUGCGACGAGGCGCACUCCUUUCUAUCCCUGGGACAGUCCGGCCGGGGCUGUUUCGAACUUGCCAAGGACCGUGGAACGAUGUGCGACCAGGAUCCUGUAGACAUUCGCACCUGCACGCUUUCCAAGGCUAUCGGCGGAAUCGGCGGCUGCAUCGCAGGCAGACAAGAGUUCGCGUCAUGCUUCGCCGACAUGCCGCCGCAGCCCGUGUCGACGGCCACACUCGCUCAAGCUCUCUGGCUCAUCCGACAGCCCAGCCUGGUGCGCCGUAACCUUGCCCGUCUCGCCGCCACGGCCGGCUUCUGCCGCCGAGAGCUGUCCCGGCAGGGUGUUUUCGUUUACGGCGGCGGCGAAGACGCCACACCCAUCCUUCCCGUCUGGACGGGUCGCUCCAGCACCUCUGCGCGCUUCUCGUACGAGCUCCGUCGCCGCGGCGUGCUGGCCAGCCCCGUGACCACGCCGGCCGUACCGUUCUGGGAGAGUCGCGUGCGCGUCAACCUCUCGGCCGACUUUGAUGCCGAAGAUGUCGAGAGACUGGUAUGCACCAUUGUCGACGUCGCUAGGGCGACGGGAGUAGCGACUCGGUCUGUCAGACGCCAGGCGGCCAAGUUUGCUCCAGCGAGGCUGGGAAUGCCCGGGGAUAACGAGAACGCGGACAAAAGUGAGGAGGAAGGGCGCGGUGUAUUGGAAUCAAUCAAGACCCUCGUCAUCCAGCAGUCGCAACUGCAACCCCAGAAGAGGCCCUGCCCCCUGACAACGGCCGGCCAUGCCGCUCGCCGGCGUUACGGCCUCGCGUCGGGCGGCUCGCGUUGGAUAGCGGGCACCUUUCCCUCACACGUGGCCGUCGAGAGCCUCAUUUCUGCGGCUGUCGGCAGCGAAGCCACAAUGACCUUUCAAGAUGCGGACGUCUCGCUCGCAUCCACUAUCGCCGCGUUGGCGCGUCCUUUGCUCGGUGCAAAGAGACAUGUCAUGCUCUUCCCCGCACACCCGGAAAGCCACCUCGUCGAGGACGGGCUCUUGCUGAUCCCGCCGAGUGCAAAGGGAGAAGGCCGACUGCGCGUGGUCCGCUACGCCGAUCUCAAGGACCUAGCCCACUGCGCGAUCGAAGCUGGGACUGGGCAGACCUGCCUCACUAUUUACGUGGAGCUGGCCGGGUCGACGCCGGCAGCCGAGCUCGUGCGUGCGUCCCUCAGCCGGGUUGCCCGGUGCGUCGGAGGCAAGACGUCAAUCACUGUGCUUGUGCGUGACGCCAGGGUACCAGCGGCGACAUCCCGGCCGGACCUCGUACGCAUCGACGAGGUUGUUCCUCGGGAUGAGCGCAUGCACGCCCUGCUCUUUGGUAUUUGCGCCUCCGCCGACGUGGAGGUGGGAUACCUUACUGGGCCAGAGAAUCUAAUCAGGGAGCUGCGGUACACGAGCCGCGGUUACAUGUAUACAACUUCAGUACCGCCUUUUGUGAUGGGUAUAAUAGCCGCUGCAUUGGAGAGCACUCUGAGCAAAGAAAGUACUGUGUAUUAG
Molecule: messenger RNA, 2388 nt
Organism: Colletotrichum graminicola M1.001
Lineage: Eukaryota; Fungi; Ascomycota; Sordariomycetes; Glomerellales; Glomerellaceae
Product: aminotransferase class I and II
Exons: 1
Coding region: 1-2388 (795 amino acids)
Biological process (GO): biosynthetic process
Molecular function (GO): pyridoxal phosphate binding; transferase activity
Source: RefSeq, a predicted model, not a curated record